AUGGAUACUACUCCUACUAUUAAUACAACUCAAAAACCAAAAAAGAAAAAAAGAAACUAUAAGCCAAAACGCCACGCUAAACUUAACAGUACUGGAGGAACUGAUGAGUCUAAAACAGACAGAGAUUUUUCAUCUAAAAGCUCCAAAGUAGAGGAAUUUAACAAAAAAACCCAAAAAUACAAAGAAAGACAAGACAAUUAUAAAAUUUUACAAAAUGAGAUGAAACUGUGUCAAUAUAAAUUGCCUACUUUCAAACUGUUCAAAAAAUCACAGUAUGUUUAUUUAUAUUCUUUGGAUAUAAAAGAAUCGCACUCAACUUACAGAGCACUUUUGUCAAUUCCCAAAAACUAUCCAUCCAAUAAUUUGAAAUUAAAUAAAGUUAUAAGACUAAAUGGAAGCUCCUCUAACAAAAGUAAUGUUGUAGAACUGGAUACUAUUAUUGUUCGUAAUUUUAACUACAAAGCUAAAUUUUUUUGGAAGAACAAACAUUCUUUAUUUGUACAAUUAAAUUAUUUGAUAAACAGUUGGUCUGAACUGUCUAAUACUCAGUUCACCACAUUAGACAAAUUAAAACACCAAUUAUUAACCGAAUUGGUCGAUGAUAUGUAA
Molecule: messenger RNA, 609 nt
Organism: Saccharomycodes ludwigii
Lineage: Eukaryota; Fungi; Ascomycota; Saccharomycetes; Saccharomycodales; Saccharomycodaceae
Gene: SMU2
Product: Smu2p
Exons: 1
Coding region: 1-609 (202 amino acids)
Source: RefSeq, a predicted model, not a curated record